CUUGGAAUAUCUGAAGUCCAUAUGGCUAUGUAUGAUGAAGAUAUCUUGAAAAAUCCUUUUUAUUUGGCCAUUCAAAAGCGGCGUCCUGAUCUAUGCAGCAAAGUUGCAGAACUCCAUGGUAUUGUGUUGGUUCCAUGCAAAGGAAGCCUUUCAAGCAACAGUCUUUCUACCUGCCAGUUUGAAUCUUAUGUUCUGAAGCCACAAGAAGAAAAUUUUCAGACCUUAAAUGGAAAGGAGAUCUUCAUACAAGGAAACCUCAUCAUUUUAGGAACUGGUUUUAAUUGUCAUCUCUCAGUACCUAUUCUUUUUGAGGAAACAUUUUACAAUGAAAAAGAAGAAAGCUUUAGUAUAUUGUGCAUAGCUCAUCCAUUGGAAAAAACAGAAUGCUCAGGUGAAUCUGCAGCUUCAUCAAACUCGUAUUCUCUGAAAAAUAUUGAAGAUGUUAGAGAAUUCUUGGGAAGGCACUGUGAGAGAUUUGAUAAAUACAUAGGCUCUUUCUAUAGAACAUUUAAAGAACAUGAAAGGAAAAGCCUCCGCCACUACAUAGAUUCUGUCAAUGCACUUUAUACCAAAUGUCUCCAGCAUCUUUUGAGAGAUUCGCACUUGAAGAUGCUUGCAAAGCAAGAAGAGCAGAUGAAUCUGAUGAAACAAGCAGUUGAAAUGUAUAUCCACCAUGCUAUUUAUGAUCUAGUCUUUAAAUAUGUGGGGACUAUUGAGGCAAGUGAGGAUGCUGCUUUUAACAAAAUCACAAGGAGCCUUCAAGACCUGCAGCAAAAAGACAUUGGAGUGAAGCCUGAGUUCAGUUUUAAUAUACCACGUGCAAAGCGAGAACUGGGUCAGUUGAACAAAUGUACUUCCCCUCAACAGAAGCUACUUUGUUUACGAAAAGUGGUACAAAUUAUAAUGCAAUCUCCUAGCCAAAGAGUUAAUGUGGAAACCAUGUGUGCAGAUGACCUUCUCUCUGUUUUGCUGUAUUUACUUGUGAAAACAGAGAUCCCAAACUGGAUGGCCAACCUGAGUUACAUAAAGAACUUCAGGCUUUGCAGUUCAGUGAAGGAUGAAUUGGGAUACUGUCUAACCUCAAUUGAGGCUGCAAUCGAAUACAUACGACAAGGCAACCUCUCUGACAGAUCAACA
Molecule: messenger RNA, 1137 nt
Organism: Apaloderma vittatum (bar-tailed trogon)
Lineage: Eukaryota; Metazoa; Chordata; Aves; Trogoniformes; Trogonidae
Product: ankyrin repeat domain-containing protein 27-like
Exons: 11
Biological process (GO): neuron projection morphogenesis; early endosome to late endosome transport
Cellular component (GO): tubular endosome; late endosome; early endosome
Molecular function (GO): SNARE binding; guanyl-nucleotide exchange factor activity
Source: RefSeq, a predicted model, not a curated record